AGCUGCUGGGUGGGUUGGACUCAAAGGAGAAAAGUGAAGAGCCAGACCACCUCACACAAGAAUAUACAGGACUUCUGCAUGCAUGCACAUAGCCUAAAGCUAGAAACCAGCUCUUGGGCACAAAGACUCAGCCUGCACUCUUACACACAUUCAAAAAACAAAAGGCUAAAAGCAAACCCAGCCCUGCAGGUAUUUUUCUCCCCUUGUACAUCAUUCCUUUGCACAUGCUGGAUCAGAGUUCUUGGCACAUCUUUCCCUUCAUCAACUCCAUGCUGAUCUUGUUGUUUGUCCUGCUGGCUCCUGCCACUGUCGCUGGCUGCAGCAAAGGGGAAGUUGACAGGCAGCUCAUCCUGGCCAAAGUGAAGGGGCAUUUCUUGGAGUCCCUUGGUCCUAUUCCACAAAGUGAAAAGCCCCACGUGGGACGACGAAGGGGGCUCCACAGACGGCAUGCCUCAGGCACAUCAGUUGCUCCGAAGUGGGAAGAAGAGGACACAUCCCAAGUGAUCGCCUUCCCAUCCAGAGAUGUGCCCUGUGGGCCACCUCAGCCUGAUGAGUUGCCAGAUGAGGCAGGCCUUUUCACCUACAUCUUCCAGCCCUCCACACACACCCUGAGUCGUGUGGUGACUUCGGCCCAGCUGUGGUUUUACACAGGCCCUGUGACAGUGCAGAGCAGCAGCCCUUCAGAAGCAUCAUCCAACAGCUCCAUGCCUGAGGCAGAGAUACUGAAGCUCUCCGAACAAGGCCAGGUCCCUGUGGCUACCAUGGCAGUGCCAGCUGCAGAGGGCUGGACAGUCUUUCAUUUUGAAACUUCCUUCUUGCCUUACAUUGCCCAGAAGAUAUUUGUGUUGUUUGUUCGUUGCCCUGGCUGCCCUUGUGUAGCCGAUGCUGAAAAGAUACCUUUCCUUGUGGCAUCUACCAAACUUAAGGGCCGUGACCGGGCUCGGCGUUCCUCGGUGCCUUGGUCACCAGCUUUUCUCAACUUGCUCCAGCGGCCUUCAGAUGAUGCUGCAGUCCAUGCCAACUGCCACCGGGCCUCUCUCAACAUCUCCUUUGAAGAACUAGGUUGGGAUAAGUGGAUUGUGCACCCUACCAGUUUCAUAUUUCACUACUGCCACGGGAGCUGCUCUGACACCCCCACUCUCACAGACAAGCCCAAUUUCCAACUUUGCUGUGCAGCCUUGCCCAGCACCAUGCAUUCCCUGCGGGUCCGCACCACCUCAGAUGGUGGCUACUCCUUCAAGUAUGAGACAGUGCCCAACAUCCUCACCCAGGAUUGUGCCUGUAUAUAGCAAAGACCUGGCUCCCAAGGACCAAUGCAUUCCUGAAAAUAAACUAGCCUUGUUUGCCCACUUCAGUUCACCUUAACAACUCUGCAAGUAAAUAUUCUCACUGGCUAAUAGGCCCAUGAUCAAUUCCAUCUGUCAAAGAUGUGCACACUCAACCUUGAUUUUCACUAGAAAAAUGUAAAGUCACACCAGUUCUUUUCUAAGUGUUGCCUAAUCUGGGAUUCACCUGCCUGGUAUAAAGAUUGCUUCAUCUAAAAUAAAUGUAGUUGUCUGCUAA
This is a messenger RNA of Sceloporus undulatus (fence lizard), 1563 nucleotides long. RefSeq names its product inhibin subunit alpha (gene INHA). The transcript is spliced from 2 exons. NCBI's taxonomy places the organism in Eukaryota, Metazoa, Chordata, Lepidosauria, Squamata, Phrynosomatidae. Gene Ontology annotation, molecular function: cytokine activity; growth factor activity. Bases 225 to 1289 code for a protein of 354 amino acids. Gene Ontology annotation, cellular component: extracellular region. Gene Ontology annotation, biological process: SMAD protein signal transduction. The record is from RefSeq and is a predicted model, not a curated record.